This is a messenger RNA of Penicillium waksmanii, 825 nucleotides long. RefSeq names its product SDR family oxidoreductase. The coding region runs from base 1 to 825 and encodes 274 amino acids. Gene Ontology annotation, cellular component: intracellular anatomical structure. Gene Ontology annotation, molecular function: oxidoreductase activity, acting on NAD(P)H, oxygen as acceptor. Lineage: Eukaryota; Fungi; Ascomycota; Eurotiomycetes; Eurotiales; Aspergillaceae. The record is from RefSeq and is a predicted model, not a curated record. The transcript is spliced from 4 exons.
AUGUCGAAGACAAUCAUCGUAACUGGUGCCUCUCGAGGCAUCGGCCUCUGCAUUACAGAAUACCUCCUCACAACCCCGCAACCACACAACGUUGUAGUCGUCGCCCGAACCCUCGCCCCGCUCCAAGCCCUGAAAGAAAAAUACCCAAAGCAGGUCGAAGUGGUCAACGGGGACCUGGCAGACUUUAGUCUCGCGCAAAAGGCCGUCGACGCUGCUGUAUCUACUUUCGGCCGUUUGGAUGGAAUGGUCUUGAACCAUGGUGUUCUUGGUCAAGUUGGUAAAAUUGAUGUCGCCAGUACGGAUGAAUGGAAAGCUGGCUUUGAUGUCAAUUUUAUUAGUUUGGUUGCUUUUGACCGGGGUCAUGGCAAUAACCAUAAACGCGAUUCCCCAGAUCAAGCUAAUCCUCCCACCAAACAGACAAAAGCAGCCCUCCCACACCUCCGCACCACCCACGGAAAAAUAAUCUUCACCUCCUCCGGCGCCGCAGUAACCGGAUACAGAGGAUGGGCCCUAUACGGCGCGACAAAGGCAGCAAUGAACCAUUUCGCAAUGAGUCUAGCGGCCGAAGAACCGGACGUGAUUUCCGUCUCCAUUCGUCCCGGAAUGGUCGAUACGAAUAUGCAGCGUGAACUCCGCGAGGAUCAUGCGACUAGUUUGGAUGCGGAGAUGCAUGCUAAGUUUACGGGGGUGCAUAAGGAUGGCAAGUUACUCAGGGUUGAACAGCCUGGCCAUGUUAUGGGUAAACUUGUGCUUGAUGCGUCGGCGGGACUGAGUGGGAAGUUUCUUUCGUGGAAUGAUCAGGAAUUGGGGGCGUUCCAGGAAUGA